UUAAAACGUAAAAGAAGAGAAACGCGAGACGGUCCCUAAGCUAAGCGUGAAUAAGAAACUGUUAAAGCGGAUGCUUCGAGUUUUUAAGGUGGAACGGAUAGCGUCAAAAAGAAACUGCGAAUAAGAAGCUGGAUUCAGCCUCGUGGUGAACAAAAACCUUCAUCCAAGUUUCGUCUUCCGGUCUCAGCAACUACGAAACGGUAAAAGUUUUGAAACGAGUGGAUUCGGGUGAUUCUAAUGAAGAUCGGUCUAAAACCAGAAGGAGAAGCAACAGACAGUCUUCCAAAACAGAUAUAUAUAGUGCUGAUCUUAAGCCCAGACCUCCUUUAAACAGAACCCGGAAGAUGUUGGUAGAGGAACCGCAAUCUCGAGCAGUCAAUGGCUCCAAGGAAACGAAGAGGCUUACAGAGAGAGACGAUGGUGAAUCCCCUCCUAAGGCCCAAAAGCUUCAGCAGCCAAAUGAGGCAGGGGAUGGAAAUGACAGGGGUGAUGGAGAUCAAACAGAUGUGGAGAUGGAUGAGAAUACGGAUCAAAAUGAAGAUAUGAACUCGGAUGAAAAGGCUGAGCAGGACAGUUGGAAAUCUAAGUCCGGAAUAGAUGACAAGCAUGAUGCAGAUGUACAGGAAGAAAAUCUACAACGCAACAUGGUUUUGAGGAGCCGAAGAUCCAUUCAUAAGACUGUGGACCCUGAUGUAGAGACAUCAAACUCUACAUUUAGAGAACUGAAGAAUUUUAUGAAAUCGCUCAACGCAAGAGCAAGUCCAGCUUCCAGCUCUAGAGGCCGUAUGUGGUACGUGUGUAAACUUCUGCAGUGGUCUCUGAUACCAAUAGUAUUGCUGGCUUUAAGCUUGUAUGCCUAUCAGUCCUCUUUGCCUAAAACUAAUGCGGUCAAGCAGAUUAUAAAGAGAAGUUCAAGAUGGAGAUAUCUGCCCUGCAGCUACGUUUUCCAAGUCAGCGCUACGUGCUUUGGACUAGGACUGCGAAAUAUCUUGAGCGUCACCUGCAGACAGCCAAUCCCACUGAACCAGUCAGCUUGAUUCUGACCGCCGGCUUGGGGGCAAAACGGACAUUGGCUUGUCUUGCACGAAGCUUAGCCACAGCAUAUUCCGCUUCCCUCAACAAAUCCUCAAUCUUAGAAAUCGAUGGGACUACCAAAACUACGCAAGAUAGUGACCAGGUCAAACUGGAGAUUGAUACAUCUCUAAGGAAAGCCUUUGAAGGUAAUGAAACUGCAGCCGUUGUCCACAGUUUCGAAGAGCUUCCUCCUGGUUCUACGCUCAUAUUCUAUCAUUACUGUGACCACGAGAAUGCAGUUUACAAGAAAGUUUUUCUGGCUUUCACUGUGAAAGUGUCAGUGGAUAAAAUAGACCCAGGGACCAGUCUGAGUAUCGUAGAGGACAUGGUAUACGAUCAGAUAAAAGAGAAGUUUGUCUCCUCCGAUAAGUCAGGUGUGUUUAAUAAAAUGGACGUAGACAAACUAAGUGGACUGUGGAGCAGAAUCUCUCACGUCAUCCUGCCCGUGUCUGCAGAGGAGAUAAUUGAACAGAUGGGCUGUGAGGCCUGAUUGAAACCUAUCAGACCCCACUGGAAAGCACAAAAUCUUCAUCGACAUUUUGUACAAUUUUGAGUAAAACCUUUGUGGCAUCGCGGCCACAUAAAUGUAAGAGAAAAUUCUUAUUCCAAAUACGUUUUUAAAGGACAACUGUAGGAUUUAUUGUUAUUAACAUUUUAUAAAAAUGCUUUUGUAUUUGUUGAUAUUUUGUUUCUGUUAAUAUGUGAAAACCAUAGAACGCCAUGUGUGAUGGCAAGCACUUGAUAAUAUUUCAUCGUUGCUUUUGCUUUAUUCGAAAGCAUUUGAGAUCCAGAAUAAAUCCGCUCAUGAAUUAGAUGUACAGCAUUUCCUUGUACUUGUGUUAAUGAUUAAACUGUUGCACUGAAUUUUUGAAGGUUAACUCUUCAAAUCUAAACUUGACUUUUACAGAUGAAAAUUUUGUUAUGCUUGAUAAUUGUAUUUUUGUGUGAAGAUCAAAUAUAAACAACUCAUUUGUUA
Messenger RNA from Triplophysa dalaica, 2050 nucleotides. RefSeq lists its product as uncharacterized. The record is from RefSeq and is a predicted model, not a curated record. Lineage: Eukaryota; Metazoa; Chordata; Actinopteri; Cypriniformes; Nemacheilidae. The transcript is spliced from 6 exons. The coding region runs from base 345 to 1037 and encodes 230 amino acids.